CACUGUAAACAUUUUAACUGGUCCUUCUAGGUAUACGUGUGAUUUUUUUUUAAACAGCUUCACUCAUUUCAUCGAAAUUGGCAGCAUUAUAACUUUUUAAUAUUUGCAUGGUUUUCAAUUGUUUCAUCAUUUCUCCAAUUAGAUUCUUUUCAGCUUUUGUCCAUUAUAAACCAUAUCGGCUGGCAUGCCACUGCAAACAUCUUUAUGUACACAUACAAAUAGUUCCUUUAAUCCCAGCAGUGGAGUUUCUGGUUUGCAGGGUUUUGGGGGUUGCAGGGUUUAAAUGAUGCUUCGCAAGUUCUAAAUUUGGACUGACCUAGUGUCUAUUUCCCUGUGCCCUUGCUAACAUGGGGCAUCACUGUUCUUUUAGAUCUCCCAAUUCAGUCACUGUAAAAAGAUUGUUUCUGGUUGCUUUAACAAGCAUCCUCUCAAUCAGUAGUGAAGGUUAGUAUCUUUUGAAAGGUUAUUUCUAUUUUUUAGUGAGCUGCCCUUGCUCAGCUUUCCCUUGGUGAAGUAGAAACCCUCGCUUUCAGAGGCAAAAAACCCAAAGUUGAAAGAUGGCUUUUCAGUUACAGAAAUUGGGAUUCAAAACAAAACAAAGCUCUGUCACUUAAUAACCGUGAAUUUGGGCAAAUGAUACGACCCCUGAGCAUCGGUUUCCUGAGCUGUUGAAAAGAGAACUCCAUUGCAGGACAGUGCUGAGGAUCAGUGAGUGGUGUGUAUAAAGCCUCCAUCACAUCCGAGUUCUCAGUGUAUGUUUGUCGUUGACCAGCUGCGGUGGUCAUGAGUCCCCUCCUGCCCAGCUCCGAUGCUGAAGGAGGAGGAGUGGCACAGGGCGUCCAGGUAUGAGAGGUUCUGACUGGGAAACGAGUGGGAAGUUGUCUUGGCUCGGGAAAGCCCGGCGCAGCUUUACAGUGGCAGGAGCUGCCAGGCUCAGUCCGUGUGGUUUUCAGUCUUUGUGUCUAGGAAGUUCAGGCAGAAUCCUGGGGGCUCGAAGGAGGUUCUGUUUGGUUGGCGUGGCCCUUUCUCAGCCCCGAAAAGUUGUACUAGAGAAAGGAAGAACUGCCCGGGACAAGUCUGAAUAAUAUUAGACCACACUGCCAGCUGUGGAACUAGCCUGAGAUCCUGCAGAAGUAUCUGGUCUUCUACACCACGCCCAUCAUUGUGUAUUGGGUUUCUUCAGACUCCCUGAACUCCCCUCAGGUCUGGCUUAUCUAAACUGCAGUUCUCCAACGGAAAGCUUGAGAGGGGCCGACCAGUUUGAAACGAUGGCCCAUGGUUCAGUGACAUUCAGGGACGUGGCCAUAGACUUCUCACAGGAAGAAUGGGAAUUCCUGGACUCAGCUCAGAGGGACUUAUAUAGGGAUGUGAUGUGGGAGAAUUAUAGCAACUUCAUUUCACUAGGACCGUCCAUUUCUAAACCAGACGUGGUAAAAAAAAAGAAAGAGCCGAUGGUUGUAAGAGAAGGGAUAAGCAGACACUACCCUGAUUUGGAGUCCAGAUACAGGAUCAAUACUUUCUCUCCAGAAAAGGAUAUUUAUGAAAUAUAUUCAUUCCACUGGGAGGUAAUGGAAAGAAUUAAAAGCUAUAGCCUUCAGGACUCCAUUUUUACAAACGAUUGGCAAUGCAAAAGCAAGAUUGAGGGGCCAAAGGAACCACAAGAGGGAUAUUUUGGGCAAGUGAAAAUUACUUCCGAAAAAAUGACCUCUUACAAAAAGCAUAAUUUUCUUGCUGAAUAUCAGAGAAUUCACAAUGGAGAAAAGUUAUAUGAAUGUAAGGAAUGUAGGAAGACCUUCAUUCGUCGCUCCACACUUAGUCAGCACCUGAGAAUUCAUACUGGUGAGAAACCUUACAAAUGUAAGGAAUGUGGGCAGGCUUUUAGACAGCGCGCGCACCUUAUUCGACAUCACAAACUUCAUACUGGUGAGAAACCCUAUGAGUGUAAGGAAUGUGGGAAGGCUUUUACAGUGCUCCAGGAGCUUACUCAACAUCAGAGACUUCAUACUGGCGAGAAGCCCUAUGAAUGUAAGGAAUGUGGGAAGGCCUUUCGAGUACAUCAGCAACUUGCUCGCCAUCAGAGAAUUCACACUGGUGAGAAACCCUACGAAUGUAAGGCAUGUGGGAAGACCUUUAGGCAGUGUACACACCUUACUCGACAUCAGAGACUUCAUACUGCUGAGAAGCUCUACGAAUGUAAGGAAUGUGGGAAAGCCUUCGUAUGUAGUCCAGAUCUUAGGGUACAUCAGAAAAUUCAUUUUGGUGAGAAGCCCUAUGAAUGUAAGGAGUGCGGAAAGGCUUUUAGAAUAUGCCAGCAACUUACUGUCCAUCAAAGUAUUCACACUGGUGAGAAACCCUAUGAAUGUAAGGAAUGUGGGAAGGCCUUUCGGUUAAGACAGCAACUUGUUCGCCAUCAGAGAAUUCAUACGCGUGAGAAGCCCUACGAAUGCAUGGAGUGUUGGAAGACCUUCAGUAGUUACUCACAACUUAUUUCACAUCAGAGCAUUCAUAUUGGCGAGAGACCUUAUGAAUGUGAAGAAUGCGGGAAGGCCUUCAGACUGCUCUCGCAACUGACUCAGCAUCAGAGCAUUCACACUGGUGAGAAGCCUUACGAAUGUAAGGAAUGUAGAAAGCCUUUUAGACUCCUCUCCCAGCUGACUCAGCAUCAGAGUAUUCAUACUGGCGAGAAACCUUAUGGAUGUAAGGAAUGCGGUAAGGCUUUCAGACUUUAUUCAUUUCUCACUCAACACCAGAGGAUUCACACAGGUGAGAAACCCUACAAAUGCAAGGAAUGUAAGAAGGCCUUUAGACAGCAUUCACACCUUACUCAACAUCAGAAAAUUCAUAAUGGAAUUUAAUACAAGAAAGCUUUCGAAUUUAUAGCAUGGUACAGAACAUCAGAAAGUUAACUUUUGAGAAAAGUUGUUUCAUGCUCACAUCUAAGCGUAAGAAAUUGUACGUUACAGAAAAAAGCGCUUUGAAAGCCAUCCUUCACCAUUCAAACAUUGUUUAUCUUAAGCAAAUUUAUGUGAGAGAAUAAUAACGAAUGUAGGAAAAUUUUUAGCUUUAUCGUUUCCAUUUCACUCUUACUAGUGUGUUACUAGACAAGGUACUUAAACUUCUGUGCCUCAUUUUGCUCACUUGUAAAAUAGCGAUAACAGUACCCGUGUAUGUUAUUUAUUGGUCUGUAAUAAGUUAUCACAGCUUAAUAGCUUAAAAUAAUACACACUUAUUAUCUUGCAAUUUCUAUAGGUCAGGAGUCUUGGCAAACUUAGUUGGGUUUUCUGCUUCAGGGUCUCAAGGCUAAAAUUAAGGUUUUUGCUGGGGCCGAGUCUCAACUAAAGCCUCUGCUGGGGAAGGGAUCCACUUCCAACCUCACGUGGCUUUUGGCUGAAUGCAUUUUCCUGAGGACUAUUGCACUGAGGUCCUCGGUUUCUGACUGACUGCGGGCUGAAGGUUGACCUUCAGUUCCUUGCCACAUGGGCCUCUUCAGCAUGGCUGCUUACUUCAUCAAAGCAUGCAAGCCAAGAAGGCAGUAAGAGUCUGCCAGCAUCAUAGAAGUUGUAAUCUUGCCUAGUCUAAUCACUGAAGUGAUAUUUCAUCACUUUUGCUGUCUUCUGCUGUCUAGAAGCCAAUUACUAGGUUGCCCCACACUCAAGGGAAGAGGAUUACACAAGAGUCUGAAUACCAGGAGGCCGGGACCAUUGGGGCCAAUUCAGAGUCAGCCUGCCACACUGUAAUAGAUUUGUAAGGAUUAAGUAGUUGAUAACUUGGAAAAAUAGCAGCCACAUAGCAUGUUUUUUGUAAAUAUGUGUAAUUGUUGUCAUCACUAGUAUCAGUGAAGUCAUACAAUAGGGAUGUUCCAUAGACAGACAAUGUAGAAAAGCCUCCCGUCGGGCUGCUCAGCACUUAGUGAAUUUAAGAUAAUUUAUUCUGGAUAAAAUCUAGGAGGUUGUAUCGAAUGUGAGAAGUUCUCCAUCACGUAAACCGCAUCAGAAAUUUCAUGCUGAAAACCUUAUGAAUUUCAUGAAUAUGAGGUUAUUAAGAGUACUUAAGAAUCAAAGAGAAACGUGACAUUAUUUUCCCAUAAUAAAGUCCCAAAAGUAAAUGUUUUAUAAUCCCUAUUGUCUGAGUACCAUCCAAGAUCAAUUAGAAACUAUCAAAGAGAUGGCGAAAAGGAAACUAACCACUUGGAAAUUUAAUAAUGUCUGUGCAUGUUCAUGUGUGUGUAUUUGUGUAUAAAACUCCUGUAUAAAAGAAAACAUCAUUUUAUUAAAGAUUGUACUUUAUCUUGUUCACAUUGCUCCGUCAGCCAGUGGAAAUUGGGUCUUUACGUGACCCCACUAGUAGUUAUACAGUUUCUUGGUUGUGGCUGUACAGUUUGGUCAGCUAUUGAUGAUGCUUGGGUACCAGCUUAUUCUGAUAAGUAAGUGGGGGAAUCAUUUAUUUUGCUUUUCCCAUGUGAACCAAGUUUUAUGGCCACCAAAAGCUCAUCAGAGUGGCUUUUAAAUCUAACGAGUAAAUAGAUUGAUAGGGUUAGGAAAAUCACAAUUUUCUAGUUUCCUACUGGAAUAAUGGGUCAAGAAAAAUGAUCUUCAACGGAUAUUAAAACUAUUACGUGAAAGAUUUUAUAGUGAGAACAUUACAGUGGAUUUAUCAAGCUGAACACUUCUGAGCCCUGUGAUCAAUUUUAACCUCUAUAAAAGGAGACUGUUAGACAGUAUGUACCACCUGAUAUAAUGCAGUAUAACACACCGCUACUUACAGAGCCUUAUUGCCAGAAUUAUGAACUGAAGGAAUGAAACACAUAAGUCCGAUUCUUUGAACCAAGAAUUUGGAGAAUAGAUGAACAAAGCAAUGGCACCACAAGGAAGCAGCCAAGCAGAUCCAGAUGUGCAAAAUUCUACAAAACAACAUGCUUUCCCCAACCAAGUGGCGUGAAAAAGAAAAGAAAGGCACUGUUAACAGAUUAAAAGAGACGUAAGAGGCAUAUCAACUAAAUUCAAUGUGUGGGCAUUACCUAGUUUGAACAAAAUGUAAAAAGACAUUUUGGAGACGAUGGAGGAAAGGUGGACAUGCACUGAGUAUUAGAUGAUAUUUAGAAAUAAUAAUUUUGUUAGGGAUGAUAAUAUCAAUGUGAUUAUUAAGAAAUAAGAGCUCCCGUGUGUUAGAGAUACAUGCUUACAUGUUUAUGAAAUGACAGAAUAUCCAAAUUUAAAAAAAGAAUUGGCAAAGUGAACUGGAAAAGAAAUUGGCAAAAUGUUGAUAAUUAUGGAAGUGGAGUGGUUUGUAUGUAUGUGGGGGUUCACUGUUCUAAUAUUUCUACUUUCCUGUGUGUUUGAAAGUUUCAAUAAAAUGUUUAAAAUCAAAACAAA
Molecule: messenger RNA, 5372 nt
Organism: Pteropus alecto (black flying fox)
Lineage: Eukaryota; Metazoa; Chordata; Mammalia; Chiroptera; Pteropodidae
Product: zinc finger protein 14 homolog
Biological process (GO): regulation of DNA-templated transcription
Source: RefSeq, a predicted model, not a curated record